This is a messenger RNA of Aphanomyces invadans, 1403 nucleotides long. RefSeq names its product 2-amino-3-ketobutyrate coenzyme A ligase. Lineage: Eukaryota; Oomycota; Saprolegniomycetes; Saprolegniales; Verrucalvaceae. The transcript is spliced from 5 exons. Bases 10 to 1224 code for a protein of 404 amino acids. Gene Ontology annotation, biological process: biosynthetic process; L-threonine catabolic process. The record is from RefSeq and is a predicted model, not a curated record. Gene Ontology annotation, molecular function: pyridoxal phosphate binding; glycine C-acetyltransferase activity.
GUCAAGUUCAUGGCGCAGUUCCGCCGAUUCAGUAGCAAGGCCAACACACUGACGCGCCGCCUCGCGAACGAGAUCAGCGACAUCAAAGCUGCUGGCACGUACAAGAACGAGCGAGUGAUUACGUCGCCCCAAGGCGCGCUGAUCAAGGUCGCGAACAACGGGGUGCUCAACUUUUGCGCCAACAACUACCUCGGUCUUUCCAACCACCCCGAAGUUGUGGCGGCGGCAAAGAAGGCCCUGGACACGCACGGGUUUGGUCUGAGCUCCGUGCGCUUCAUUUGUGGUACCCAAGACAUCCACAAGAAGCUCGAGCGCGCCAUCGCCGAUUUCCACGGCACGGACGACGCGAUCCUGUACCCGUCGUGCUUUGACGCGAACGCAGGUCUGUUUGAAGCUAUUUUGAACAACGAAGACGCAAUCAUUACGGACGAACUCAACCACGCAUCCAUCAUCGACGGCAUUCGGUUGUGCAAGGCCGAGCGCCACCGCUUCAAGCAUAUGGACAUUGCCGAUCUUGAAGACAAGCUGAAGGCGACGCAGCACUGCCGCACCCGCCUCAUCGCGACCGAUGGUGCGUUCAGCAUGGACGGGGACAUUGCACCUCUGGAUGUGAUCUGUGACUUGGCCGACAAGUACGACGCCCAAGUGUUUAUCGACGAAUGCCACACGACCGGCUUCUUUGGCAAGACGGGCCGCGGCACGGACGAGUACUUUGGCGUGCAAGGUCGCAUUGACAUAAUCAACUCAACGCUGGGCAAGGCGUUGGGCGGUGGCACUGGUGGGUACACGACGGGGCGCCAAGAAGUGGUCGACAUGCUGCGUCAGAAGGCGCGCCCGUAUCUGUUUUCCAACUCGGUGUCGCCCGUCGUCGUCGGCGCGUCGCUCAAGGUGUUUGAACUGCUCAACUCGAGCUCGGAAUACGUCGACAAGAUCUUGGCCAACACGCAUCGCUUCCGCGACCGCAUGGCCGAAGCUGGAUUCACGCUCACGGGGGCCCGCGACCAUGCCAUCAUCGCUGUCAUGAUCGGUGACGCGCGGUUGGCGUCCAAGUUGGCUGACGACAUGCUCCAAAAGGGAAUUUACGUCAUUGGGUUUAGCUACCCCGUGGUGCCCCAAGGCAAGGCCCGCAUCCGCGUCCAAAUGUCGGCUGCGCAUUCCCUUGAAGAUGUCGACAAGUGCGUCGAAGCUUUCAUUGCGUGUGGCAAGGCCAACAAGAUCAUUUAACGUGGGCACGGACAUCGGUCCACACGGUGUUUCACUCCAAACAACUCGACACCAAACAACUCGGCACAACUUGCUAUCGAUCAACUCGGUGGGUCUGUCUAGCUCAGCUCAAAGCUUUCUGUGUUUUGCAUCGCAAACGUUAUUUUGUCGGCGAGGAUACCGAGCGACUCGUACUCCGG